Messenger RNA from Bombus pascuorum, 3309 nucleotides. It is a transcript of the gene CycB3, whose product is annotated as G2/mitotic-specific cyclin-B3. Gene Ontology annotation, biological process: regulation of cyclin-dependent protein serine/threonine kinase activity; mitotic cell cycle phase transition. The coding region runs from base 380 to 1906 and encodes 508 amino acids. Lineage: Eukaryota; Metazoa; Arthropoda; Insecta; Hymenoptera; Apidae. Gene Ontology annotation, cellular component: nucleus; cyclin-dependent protein kinase holoenzyme complex; centrosome. The record is from RefSeq and is a predicted model, not a curated record. Gene Ontology annotation, molecular function: cyclin-dependent protein serine/threonine kinase regulator activity. The transcript has 8 exons.
CUUAACUACAAAACGUUCACUUUGCAUUCUUUUGGUUCAUAAAAUCAAAGACCAAUAAAAACGAAAAUCCGGAUCACAGCACGUGAAGGUACACACGUAUGAAGAGAAUAUAUGAUAAAUACUCGGUGGCAGUCGGAUUAAUUUCGUCUCUGAUUGGCUUGCGUAAACCGAAGUGGUCCAAUAGCAGGAAGAGUUAACAAUAACUGUGAUAAUUUGAACAGCGUCAACUUCAGUUGCUCUCAAGAGAUAAAUGGACACAGCAAUCUGUUAGUAGCAUAAGAAUUUGAUAAAUGAGAAACAUUAUUAAACUAGAACGUACUAAAUCAUAAUUCAUACUUCCAAGGGAAAAUCUGAAUUUUAAUCUUAAGUAAUUAUAAGGAUGGCUCCAUCAAAAAUUUUAAAUAUACAAAAUAAACAAAGUGGUACUAAUGUGACAAAUACAAGAAAAAGAAUAGCCACGAGAAGUCAAAAUUCUGCACUAAACAAUGUUUUAGUUAAGCCACCUGUUCUUGGUAAAGAUCCCCGUGUCAAAAGAAAAGCAGAAGCAUCCCCACCAAAAGAAAAGACAACAAAGAGAUCUGCACUGGGAAAUAUUACUAAUGCAAUUGGGAAAACAUUGGGGACACAUCAAACACAAGAACCAAAGAAAACAUUAAAAAAGACAGCUGUUACUCAAGUAAAACCCUUCACACAGACAAGUUCUAUUAGAACGCUUGAAAAAGUUGUGACUAAGCCAGAGGUAAUACCUCAAAAACCAAAGCCAGUGCCACGUGUGAAACCAGUAAAAAAGGAUGAUGGAAAAGUUGAAAUACCUAGUAAAAUUGUAAAGGUUAGACGUAGUUUAGAUUUAGAAAAAUCAGAGGACAGUUCUUUGUAUGUAAGUGCAUUAGAAGAUAUUGGAGAUGACAGUACAAAGAAAUCCAGAAAAAGCAAUGUACAGUCUGAAGAAACCGAGAAAAUAGAUGAAAAAGAUGAACCAAGUGAGCCCCAAGUACCUGCAAAAGUUGAAGAAAAAUUAGUAACGAAUCAAUUGGAUGCUGUUCCUGAAAGAACAUUACCUGAAGGUGUUCAGUGGGAUUUUGAUGUAGAAAACUGGUUGGAUCCAUUUCAAGUUUCUCACUAUGCUAUGGAUAUUUUCAAUUAUUUAAAAGAAAGGGAACAUCUAUUUUCAAUUGGAGAUUAUAUGGAAAAACAAGUAUGCCUCUCACGAUGGAUGAGAGCUUUAUUAGUUGACUGGAUGGUAGAAGUUCAAGAAUCCUUUGAACUCAAUCAUGAAACUCUAUAUCUGGCUGUGAAACUAGUUGAUCUCUACUUGACAAAAGUAAUUGUUGGAAAAGAAACAUUACAAUUAUUGGGAGCAGCGAGUCUUUUCAUAGCAAGUAAAUAUGAUGAAAGAAUACCUCCAAUGGUAGAAGAUUUUUUGUAUAUAUGUGACGGUGCUUACACACAAAGAGAAUUAAUUAGAAUGGAAAUGAGCAUAUUGAAAGUAGUCGAUUUUGAUCUUGGUAUACCACUUUCUUAUCGAUUUCUUCGACGAUAUGCUAGGUGUGCAAAAGUGUCGAUGCCGACAUUAACUUUAGCUCGAUAUAUUCUUGAAUACUCAUUAAUGGAUUAUUCGACAAUAAUGUUCAGCGAUAGUAAAAUGGCUGCAUCUGCACUUCUCCUAGCAUUACAAAUGAAAGAUUUAGGAGGAUGGACUCCUACUCUAAAAUAUUAUAGCGGUUAUAGUGUUGAUGACAUACGAGACAUCGUAGAUAUUAUGAACCAAGGGUUACAUCGGAAACUUAAAGAAGAUGGACUACAUCGGAAACAUAAAGAAACUCUCACCACUAUACGCAACAAGUACAGUCAUAAGAUAUUUUUUGAAGUAGCAACGCUGCCAUUAAAAGAUACUUUAAAUAUAUAAUUAGUUUAAGUAAAGAUGUGUAGUUGCCAAUAAUAUAUAGGAUUGCCUAAUUAUUGCUAGGUAAUCUGUAAUGACAUUUAUAAAAAAUUGAGAUAGUCACUGAGCAUUAACUUAUAAAUCAAAAUGAUUGUUAAUUUAUGUAAUAAUGAAAUUCCAACAAGAAAAUUUUCAAGUUAUCUAUGCGCCAUAAAAAAAUCAAAUAAAUUAUGCUCAGUAUAAAUUUAGUAUGUCCAAAAGGAUCGACAAAUACACGGUUUCUCUUCUUCUUUAUAUUUUUUCUUUUUUUUUUUUAUUAUUAUUAGUAUUUAUACAAUAUUAGUAAUCGCUAUCUACAAUCUCAGUAUUUGUAAGUUAAUUUUUUCUUUUUUUUUUCUUUUUUUUUUUUUUUUUUUUUUUUUGUUGAGAAAUUUAUUUUAGCGCCACGCUUUUAUAUUUCAUAAAAAUUCUGAUAAAAAUUAAUAUUUUUAAAUCCGUUUUUUAGCAUGUAAAGAUUGAAAUGAAUCUUUUACUCCUUUUUUUUUAUUUAUAUAUAAUGCUAUUAUAUGAUGUCUUACUGAAGAUUCGGUUGGUACACAUAUGCAGAUAUCAGUAAAUAGAAAAUUAAGUGGUACUCGUAUUUUAUAGAGAGUGGCGUAUUGUUAUGCAUUGUUGUUGCACUUUAUAGACUGAUAAUAAAUUGUAUGCUCCUAAGGGUAGUUACAUGAAAUACCAACGAAUAUAUGUUUUUACGCAUUACACUCAUUAAAAGAAAGAGAUUAUUUCCUCUUUCAUAAAGAAAUUUAGGAAUUUAAAAAAUUUAGAUGUUUUCGAUUGAUACAUUGCACGAAAUUAAUAAAUUUCAAUAUAUAUAUAUAUAUAAAUAUGUAAUUUAUAGAGGAAAUAAUUUCUCAUUAUUUGCUAUUAUACAUAAAAUUGUAUUCUUCACUACUUUAAUUAAUUGCAUACAUAUUAUAAGUGUAACAAAGAGGUCUAUUUUUCGGAUUUUACUCAUAGUCACUAGUUGUGUCUGUAAGGCAUGUUCUUUACAAAAUACCACCUGUGAUAUAUAUGUAUUCAAAACUUUGGUACAGUCAAAUUCAUCACAAUCUUCUCAUAAACAAUAUUUAUGCAAGGCAUGUGCCUAUCAAUUAGAACAUGUUGGAUCAGGAGGGUAGUUGUACAUAGUAAACACAAUUAACGACGUGUACAUAUUUUUAACAAUUAUUAAAUCAAAUUUAGAGUGAUUUUUUUAUAAUAAAAAUUUAUCAUAUAGAAAUACAACAUAGUAAGACUUAUUGACAUUACGUGGUGUACAUAAUAUAUUUUUGUACCAGCAGUGAAUGUAUUACCUAUUAUUUUAUAAGGUGUGUGUAUGUGAACCAUUGUAAACGAGAUGUAAUUUAAUAAAAAAUAAUGAUUUUUCA